Molecule: messenger RNA, 1835 nt
Organism: Phialemonium atrogriseum
Lineage: Eukaryota; Fungi; Ascomycota; Sordariomycetes; Cephalothecales; Cephalothecaceae
Exons: 5
Coding region: 256-1524 (422 amino acids)
Source: RefSeq, a predicted model, not a curated record
UCACCUCCGCUGGGCAAGUUGCAGAACCGCCUGCAUCGAAACUUUGAGUACCACACUCUUGACUCUCUGGUAUGAACUCAUCCGCUGGUUUCGGAGCUUUCUGAUCCACGAUUCGGGUGACCACAUACCUACCUAGCCCCCCGCCCUUCUUUUCCCUUCCCUUGAGUCGACCCCCUGCUCUUGCCAUGCGCUCCCACCAGAUGCAAACACGAUAGUCAGUUCGGAGCCCUCGCGCUCAACACCCCCGCCAAAACCAUGGCAAGCGUGACACCCGAUCUCUCACGAGGGCCGGUCCUUCUCUCCUUCUCCGUCGGGACGGCGAGCUUUGCCUUCUCGACCACCAUUGUCCGCUUCUGUGUGCGGACGCGGAUCAGUAAUAGCCUUGGUGCCGAUGACUACGCAAUCGCGGUGGCCACGGUCGUGGCCGUGACAGGGACGAUAUUCAGCGUGCUCGAGAGCUCCAUGCCCGACUCGGCGCGAGCGUUGGAAUUCGACGUUCUGGGGCAGCCGUUGUUCAUGAUGGGGUCGACGCUAAGCAAGAUCUCGAUCUGUCUAUUCUUCAUCCGCCUCCUGGGCAGCGCGCGCCACUGGAGGAUAUUUCUCGGAGUCAUGAUCUUCCUCAUGGCCGUCGUCAACCUCGCCUUCUCCCUGACCACAAACCUCCAAUGCCGCCCGCUGGAGAAGCUGUGGAACCCGGCGACCACAGGUGUCUGCUGGGACCCGAGCGUGCAGCUUAACUUUGGCUAUUUCCAAGGAGCCUUUUCCGUCUUCACUUGGUUCUUUCUCUCCCUCUUCCCGGUCACCGUCAUUCGAGACAUCUACAUGCAGGGCAAUCUGAGAUGGCCGUUCUACAUCCUCUCCGGUCUCAGUCUUGUCGUGGGAGUUUUGGACACAGUGAGGACGUACGAGACGUCCCAAAUUGGCGGCUUGAGUGUGUAUACGUACGAUACAUUUGUCGCGAGUCUCAUGGCGAUUCUCGAGCAAAACGCGGGCAUUGUCGCUGCCAAUGUCUUGCCAAUGGGCCCUCUGUUCUCCCGGAGAGCACGCAGAGCGGCCACCAUCCGAGCCAAGACACCUAGCUUUGGAGGCAGCACAAGGUUGAGCAUGGGCAAUACUUCGAUAGCCAGCUCUAGGACUCCCUCCAACCACUCCAGAGCCCCCUCCAUCCAGUCUAGGAUGUCGGGUCAUUCCAGAUCGACUUCGAGUCGCUCCUUAUCAUUUGCGGAUCCUAUGCGGAACAGUACAUUGCCAAUCGAGGGUCCCAGGAGAGUGAGCUUCGACACGUCAGGGAGCCAGGAGUGGCAAGCCGAGGCCUACGAACUCGAAAACCAGGGCGGCCGGGGCGUGCGGGACUCCUACGACCCCGAGGCCUGGCCGAAGGGCAUCAUCAAGACAGUCAGCGUCGAGGUCGUCGAGGAAGACAACCCUGACAUCCCUGAGGGAGCGAAGAUCGUCACUGUCAGCGACGUCAACGUGGAGCAGGAUUGGGAGGCCAUGCUACGUGCCGGGCCGGACCAUGAGUGAUACGCCAGUUCGUUUUGUUCGGCCGCUUGAUAAUGCAUAUCGUGACUUGGGAGCAUUGGCGUUGGGAAGAGAGGGUUAUCUACCUAUCCACAUUGGGCGUUUUGUCAUUCUUUUAUAACCAGGUUGCCGAUAGAUGAUACCCUUGUACGAAUAUCGAUCUCAUAGCAGAUUACACUGGGAGCAUGGUAUGACAAUAGAUGGGGUUGGGAAUGGGCAUGAGAUAAACGGAUCGCAAUAAUAUCAACCAUCAUAUUUGCUGAGACAAAUCAUGGCCGAAAUAAUAUCAACGAGCUGCGCUUGUAUUCAAAGAG